GUCCAGAGUGGCGGAGAUCGAUAUCUAAUUGAUGUUCGAAGCAUUGCGCGCUGCGUCGGCGGGUAGCUUUGGCUAGUACUGAAGCUUCUGUGAAGUUAUUUUAGGAAGAGGUGGAAUUUGCAGAAGGAGCGAGCGGGCUUGGCUUGAUUCAGGGAUGGAUUUGGAUAAGAUGAUUUCGUCACUGAAUGGAUUCAGAGCGGAUGUGAAUUCGCGCUUAUCUCAAUACGAGCCGCUAGCGCUUGUUUUGCUUCCGAUUUUGACGCUUUUCGUCGCGCGAAUAGUUCGAUCAAUUUUUUAUGUAGUUUCGGAGAAAGGAGUAAAAUCCGCUGCCGUGGAGUUGAUCAUGGCCUUUGUCAAGUCGGUGCCUGGCGUGAAGAAGUACAUCGAUUCUGAGAAGCAAAAGGUUGUUGAUAAGUUACAAGGUUCUACUAAAUCCAAAAGAGAUGGUUGGCUGACGGAGCUGCCGAGUACAGGCCUCAAAGUUGAGGUCAUCAGUAAAUUGAAAGAGCAGAAGCAAAAAGAUGUGGCUUGGGAGGGCAAAUGUUCCGGCACAGUUUACAUUGCAGGAAACGAACAAGAAGGGCACUUCUCUAUUAUCAACGAGGCUUGCUCAAUGUUUGCACAUACCAAUCCUCUGCAUCUAGAUGUAUUUCCGAGUGUAGUAAAAUUUGAAGCAGAAGUUGUGGCAAUGACAGCCAAGCUGCUCGGAAGUAAAGAAAAGGUUAGUGGAGGACAAGUAUGUGGUAACAUGACAUCAGGAGGGACAGAAAGUAUAUUGUUGGCCGUGAAAACCUCACGAGACUAUAUGAAAGCUAAGAAGGGGAUAACAAAUCCAGAAAUGAUCAUACCGGUUUCAGCUCAUUCAGCUUACGACAAAGCUGCACAGUAUUUUAAAAUCAAACUGUGGCGUGUUCCUGUGGACCAAGAUUUUCGAGCAGAUGUUAAAGCAAUCAAAAAGCGUAUUAACAAGAACACCAUAUUGAUUAUUGGAUCAGCCCCUGGCUAUCCCCAUGGAAUUAUUGACCCAAUUGAGGAGCUUGGUGAGUUAGCUUCUGCUCAUGGCAUUUGCUUGCACGUGGACCUUUGCCUGGGUGGCUUUGUAUUGCCUUUCGCUCGAAAGCUUGGGUAUCCUGUUCCGCCAUUUGAUUUUUCCGUUCAGGGAGUAACAUCUAUAUCUGUGGAUGUACACAAAUAUGGGUUAGCUCCUAAGGGAACAAGUGUAGUCCUGUAUAGAGAUCAUGACAUACGGAAGCAUCAAUUUGUUGCUGUCACUGAAUGGACUGGCGGGCUCUAUAUAUCCCCUACGAUUGCUGGAAGCAGGCCUGGAGGUCUUAUUGCUGGGGCUUGGGCGGCAAUGAUGUCUUUGGGGCUUGAAGGUUACCUGAAGAAUACGAGGGAGAUUAUGGAAGCUUCAAAGAAAAUAGAGAACGGUGUUCGUCAAAUUCCGGAAUUGUUUGUCAUUGGAAGGCCUGAUAUGACAAUUGUGGCAUUUGGAUCUGAUAUUUUGGACAUAUUUGAAGUAAAUGACGCAAUGUCGUCAAAAGGCUGGCAUUUGAAUGCACUGCAGAGGCCUAACAGCAUUCAUAUAUGUGUGACACUUCAGCAUGUUAAUGUAACGGAAGAAUUCCUCCAUGACCUGAGAUCUUCAGUGCAAACGGUGAAAGCGAAUCCAGGGCCCGUCAAAGGAGGGCUUGCACCUAUAUACGGCGCAGCUGGAAGAAUGCCGGAUAGAGCUAUGGUUCAAGAUUUGCUGGUUGAUUACAUGGACACCACAUGCUAGGGAAGAAUCUUUUUACCUAUCUUUUAGCUGUCAAAGAUCAUGUUUUAUUAAUUCUUGCGAGUAGCAAAAGAAUAUAUGCAUCAUGCUCACCAAUUCUUAUAGAAUUUAAUUUAUUUAUGGAUGGUUAAUGGCAGAAAGCAUGGUUGGAGUGAAUGGUUCUGAAUAAUUCAAUUUGUUACAGUAUUUGAAAAUAUAAAUGUAAAAUCUUGUUGUAUUCUGUCUGUUGUACACAGAGGAUUAUUAUGUUUUGUUCUGUGUGCUUGUGCAAUGUGUUAAAUCCAGCCUUUAAUUAUUUA
This is a messenger RNA of Andrographis paniculata, 2076 nucleotides long. RefSeq names its product sphingosine-1-phosphate lyase. The transcript is spliced from 15 exons. Gene Ontology annotation, biological process: carboxylic acid metabolic process; sphingolipid catabolic process. Lineage: Eukaryota; Viridiplantae; Streptophyta; Magnoliopsida; Lamiales; Acanthaceae. The record is from RefSeq and is a predicted model, not a curated record. Gene Ontology annotation, cellular component: endoplasmic reticulum. Gene Ontology annotation, molecular function: sphinganine-1-phosphate aldolase activity; pyridoxal phosphate binding. Bases 155 to 1780 code for a protein of 541 amino acids.